AUGCAUCAUUUGCACACUUUCCAUGGAGAUCCCGAGCUGGGCAGUCGGCCCCUCAAAGAAUGGCCAUGCAGCCCGGAUCGAGCCAUCGAGCUUCUCAAGACGUUGUAUGACAGUGAUAAGCCUUUCUUCACGAAGAAAAACCUGAGAGCCGUCUCCAACCAACUCAAUCGUCGCUACAAUACACGAAAAAAGAACAGUGAACAAAAGCAAUUGGUCUCUGUCAAGGGCCUCAGUGGCUCAACUAUCUAUUACCAAGUGAUUACUGGGCGAGUGCUCAUAGGAGCAGGGAAGAACGAAGACUGGGAGAUGGAGGAACCAAAGAUCCGAUACCUUUGCUAUGAGCAGCUCACUUCGUCAGUGAAGUUGGGGAGCAUUGAACUGGUUGAAGCCUUUUUUCCAUUGCAAAUUGAGCAUUUUAUGCUCACACGCGCGAGCGACACCAAGCUGCCCAUCUCCACCGAGUACAUUGAGAACCCCGUACCUGUGGACGUGACUCUCCGGAAUAUUCUGGAUAUAUGGAAGCACACCACUGAAUUCCAGAAGCUCGAGUCCCUCCUCAAGCUUGUCACCCCUCGUAAAGUCACCAAGAUUGUCGGUAUCGCAUCUGGAUCAAUGGAAUUUGGUCCCGACGAUGAGGAUUGCACCUAUCGUAGCGCCAUGCAGCAUUCCAUGAUGAUCACUAUCAAAGAGUCUAUUGGAAAGAUGACAGAUAAAAAGAUCAAAUGCUAUGCCCAGGAUCCUCGCUACACCGCCGUUGACACCUGGGCUCUUGCGGAGUAUAACUGCGAGGUUCUGGAGGACCCCAAGGCUUUGCUUGAAAUUGACGACGACUGUAUUCUCUUUUCUUGCUGCCCGGCUCUUCCAUUAAAGGAGAUCACUGUUGACUUUGCUCGGCCUGCUAUGCUUAUUUGGGAUCGAGUUGUCGAUGAACCAAACCAUGGGCGCCACAACCCGAACUCCACUCGCGUACAGAACAUGAUCAGAAAUGAAUACGUCUGCCAUGAAUUCUGGGACUUGCGCGAAAUUGGGACUGCUCCCUUUAGGUCUGACCUUGUUGCUUACAUCCGCCGCCAGGCGGAGUAA
Molecule: messenger RNA, 1083 nt
Organism: Penicillium roqueforti
Lineage: Eukaryota; Fungi; Ascomycota; Eurotiomycetes; Eurotiales; Aspergillaceae
Exons: 3
Coding region: 1-1083 (360 amino acids)
Source: RefSeq, a predicted model, not a curated record